Fulvia fulva is the source of this 1284-nucleotide messenger RNA. RefSeq names its product O-methyltransferase bik3. NCBI's taxonomy places the organism in Eukaryota, Fungi, Ascomycota, Dothideomycetes, Mycosphaerellales, Mycosphaerellaceae. The record is from RefSeq and is a predicted model, not a curated record. The transcript has 2 exons. Gene Ontology annotation, molecular function: O-methyltransferase activity. The coding region runs from base 1 to 1284 and encodes 427 amino acids.
AUGACGAACCAGUUCGAAGCGUUGGCCAAAGAAGUCGCCCAGGAAGCACAAGUGCUGUGCGACUUCCUCAACGAGAGGGGAUACUACCAACCAGCUUUCAAUCAGGGAGGAUUCACUGAGUUCGACGAGUUACCUGAGGAGAUUGAAGUAUCCAGAAAAAAGCUCCAAGCUGCGGCAAAGGCUGUGCAUGACCUUGUCGCCGGGCCUGAAGCUUUUGUCAAGUCUCUCUCACACAAUUACCACGAUACAUCAACACUUCGCUGGCUCCUCAACUUCAAGAUUCCGGAAGCUGUACCUCUCCGUGGAAGCAUUGCCUAUGCGAAAAUCGCCACGAGAUGCGAUGUGAACGAAUCACAUCUUCGGAGGGUCCUGAGAUAUGCUAUGACGAACCGCCUCUUUCGCGAGGUUGACACUGAUGAAAUCGCUCACACGGCAUACUCCGCUGUCCUUGUAACGGACGAGCAUCUCAGGGCUACGGUGCAGUAUACCACAGAUGAAGUCUUCCCUACCUCAGCGAAGCUGGUCGAAGCCCACGAGAAGUGGAUGGUCAGAUCAGAGAAGAACAAGACUGCAUUCCAGGUAGCUUGGAACACGGAUCUGCCACAGAGAGAGUAUCUCGAGCAAAAAGGUCUGGAGGAUCGUCUAAAGGCCUAUACCAAAGCCCAAGAAGUCAUCGACACGUCCUUACCAUACGAUAUGGAUCACACCAUCACGACUUACGAGUGGAGCAAAGUGCGCAGACUCGUAUGUAUCGGCGGCGCAAGCAGCCCAACCGCCACAAUUCUAGCAAGACACUUUCCAAACCUGAGAAUCAUGGUCGAAGACCUCCCUGAUAUCGCGCAGAAAGCGCAGGAACAGCUGCCUGGGGAGCUGGAGCGAAAACUAUACUUUACGGCGCAUGAUUACACUUCUCCCAACCCCCAGCCCGAUGAAGUCUCCGGGGCGGAUGUAUACCUCCUCCGGGAUGUCUUGAGUCAUCACUCUGAUGAGUACGCCACGAAGACGCUGGAGGGUCUAGUGGAGCUGCUUCAAGACGGCGCCAAGCUGUUGAUUCUCGAUACGGUCGUGCCGGUUGCGGGAAGUUUGGCGGUGGAGGAAGAGAAGGAACUCGGCGCGAGAGACCUGGACUCUAUGAUGACUGAGAAUGGGAAGUUGAGAACGUUGGAUGACUGGGAGAAGUUACUUCAUCAGGCUGACGCAGACCUUGUGAUCAGCUCGGUGACGCAACCGGAGGGCAGUGCCUGGAGUGCAUUGGAGGUUGUGUUGGAGGUGAGGGAUGAGUGA